AUGACCAUCAUCUCAAAUGAUCCCAGUUGGUGGCCGCUCAUCGAUUCGCAUAUUAUAUUCAGCUAUUUUAUAGUUGCUGCCUCGGUUGGCGUAAUAUACGAUUGGGCACUUGCAUUCGGACAAGAGGUUGAAUUGAUUUGGAAGCAACACUGGUCCCUGAUGACAGUCCUGUAUCUCACUGUGCGCUACAUCGGAGUAAUAUAUGCUGGCAUGAACAUACAGAGCCUUUACAUGUAUUUCGCGUUAUAUUGGACGACGUGGGUCCUGAUUGCAAUCCUUGGUGUCAUCAUGAUUGCUCGGUUGCAUGCCAUGUAUCAACGAUCCAGAAAGGUUCUGGUACUUCUCGUUGUUGUCUUUACGGCCAUCAAUAUCGCCAACACAGUGAUGCUUACAAUAAACAUGGGAUAUAUUUCAGCAGAGCAAGUUAUUCUCUCUGGCACCUAUCAGUGCGUUGUCGAAAAUCCCAAAAAUUUGGACACCAUCCCUUGGAUGAUCAUGGGUGUGUGGGAGGUCUUCAUACUGUGUCUUGCAGUCUGGAUUGCUCUAAAGCACUUCCGUGAAUUGCGACAACACUCAGCGGGUGGCGUUAUUAAGGACUGUUUCACGGUGUUGAUGAAAACUCACAUGAGUUACUUUGUCAGCUUCGUUGUAGUUUUAUGCCUCUCCAUCGGUUAUCUUUCGCCAACGAUGGGAAAGGAUCCAUAUUCUCCAAUAAUUCUGAUUUAUUCUGGCUUUCUUGAAAUGUUCAUCAUUGUGCAGUCAGCUGUGCUGGGAUCACGCCUGAUCCUCGGUGUUCGAGAAUAUCACGCCAAACGCAUGAUCGACCCCGAUGCAGGACCUAGCCUGAUUUCAAUUGCUUUCCAAGAGUCUCUUGAGCAAAUAGUCUCGACAAAACGCGCCGAAAUCUUUUUCUGUGGGGGUGCGGAUGCGUCGAUAAUGUUGAAGGCUAGGUUCUGGUCAAAUGAUAUCAAUACACACAGAGAAGACGCGAUGGGCUCAUGA
Molecule: messenger RNA, 1002 nt
Organism: Suillus plorans
Lineage: Eukaryota; Fungi; Basidiomycota; Agaricomycetes; Boletales; Suillaceae
Exons: 13
Coding region: 1-1002 (333 amino acids)
Source: RefSeq, a predicted model, not a curated record